UUCUGCCCGCCUCCCCUAAUGUCGCUGCUCCAUGCUCUCAUGCUUAAUCACAAGACUGCCUAAGACCUCAGUGUUAUUUUGGAGGGGCUUUGGUGCGUUUUGCGUGCGCGUGAGUGAGGGGACCAUCAGCAGGCAGCACAGGUGGGAAGGAUCUUUUACGACGCUGCGGUAUAGAUGAUUGAACACUUGGAGCACCCACUCAGUGCAAUCAGCCACUGGCGGGUCCUCCUCCUCAGAAUAUUGAGAUUCAGCGCACUUUUGGGGAGGUGAACAACUCAAGGAAAUCAUUUUUUGAAACAGCGUGGAGGAUGUAAUGUUUUCUUUUGCGCACCGGUAAUCGGACUACCACUGGAGCAAAUCAACCUUUUUUCCUCCCACUCGCUCUAGACGGACAUUUCUGUUCUUAAAAGGAAAUAAGGCGCGGAGAAAUGAGCUUCACAGCCCCAUUUGGAUUGUGAGCUGUUUUUAUUUUUCUUAAGUGCCCCCCCCCCCCCCCCCCCCCCCCCUUCUUUCUCCUGUGCGUGCUCUUUCAUGGCAUCGCUGACCAGGUCGGCCAGACGCAAAGACGCCAGUCGCUGGCCGAGGAUGUCGUCAACUUUCUGGGCUUUUGUGCUCCUCACCGCGCUCUUGGUUCUCUACUGCGGCCAGCUGGCGGCGGGGACAUGUGAAAUUGUGACGCUGGACAGGGACAGCAGCCAACCGCGGCGGACCAUCGCCAGGCAGACGGCCCGCUGCGCCUGCAAGAAGGGCCAGAUCGCGGGAACCACGAGAGCCAGACCCGCCUGCGUGGACGCCGCCAUUGUUCGGAAAAAGCAGUGGUGCGAGAUGGUGCCGUGUUUGGAGGACGAAGGCUGCGACCUGUUAGUCAAUAAAUCCGGCUGGACUUGUACGCAGCCCGGAGGCCGAGUCAAGACGACCACGGCUGCCUGCUUUGAGGACAUCGGCGCCAUCAGAUUAACCGUAGCGGUUUCGAGAGCCCUUUCUCCGUCAUCUGCAUCUCAGUGUCUCCGCGGAACCAGCUCAAGCCGGUCCCCACGGAAUCCCUCCACGGCAGAGGUUCUGGGGGGAGCCAAGUCAGCACACCUCGCCCUCCAUUUCGGGGAAUCGGGGAAGACGAUGUCAGUGUUGUUAGUAAGGGGGCGAGAGGGAGAGGCACGAAGAAUGGGAAAAAAAAGCCGCGACUCCUCACGUUCUUCAGACAGAAAGCGUUUGGGAUCGAUGUACUAAACGGGGAGUACCGCUCGAGUAGAGCUAGCGUUUCCAACCCGCAUCGCCGACCAGGGUGCGUUCGGGCCAUUCAAAUUUGAUCAAAACAGAUGGUGGAUUUCAUAAAGCGGGAAGCGACAGACGAAGCGACAGACACGGUCACGAAACCCGCGUUACGUCAAAAUAUCGGGUGGUCAAAUUAUCGAUCGCGAGCAAAGCAAGUUGACGCGACGCUCGUCGAUACAGGCAGCUCGUAACGCCGAAGAGAGAAGCAGAAGCAUACUUUUCAGUUUCCCUUUGAAAUGCCGGUGAAAAAAGGCGAUGGAUGAAUAAAACCUCAAACGGCAACAGAUAUGCCACCGGACGCCAGAAGUGAACAUCAUCCAGUCCGCGUGAGUAUGAGAGGGACGGACGAAGCGGGACACGCGCCCGUUAUCUUCGAUUUACAAACCUCGCGCGUCGCCAUUGUCUUUUUUUUCGAGCUCGUCAAAAACAUAAUCCACGAUUCCGAACGUAAUAACCAAAUUCAAAUGAUAGCUGUCGCCGCGACGCUCGCUUCACGGCGGGAUCCCACACCACCCGAAGUGAACGGAAACCAAAUCAGCGUUUUGGUCUCUUCUGAGUUAAUUGUUUAAUUCCCUCCCUCUCUCCCUUUUCUCAGCACAAUAACUCCCAUAACCGUUUUUAUUAAACGUGACACUUUGAUAAGCCGGUCUAAUAAUACAGCUACGCUGUCGGAGAAAAAGAAGAACACAACGGCGAUGCCAUUUCUCGUUAUUUUAUCGACUUUGCGGCUUCCGAGUUUGACUCCCCCACGUUCGUUUCAUUCGCGAACGAGAAACGGGAAGCGGCGACGGCGCGACCGAGCACGUCCUCAUCCGUACCUGUGCCCUCUCUCCCCCCCACUCCACCCCCAGGCUCUAUGACGCGACAAGACUCUCCCCCCACACCCCGGCGCUACGGAGCGCACCGACGACCCCCUCGACAGGCACCCGGACACGA
Phycodurus eques (leafy seadragon) is the source of this 2208-nucleotide messenger RNA. It is a transcript of the gene tafa5a, whose product is annotated as TAFA chemokine like family member 5a. The transcript is spliced from 5 exons. NCBI's taxonomy places the organism in Eukaryota, Metazoa, Chordata, Actinopteri, Syngnathiformes, Syngnathidae. Bases 532 to 1227 code for a protein of 231 amino acids. Gene Ontology annotation, biological process: G protein-coupled receptor signaling pathway. The record is from RefSeq and is a predicted model, not a curated record. Gene Ontology annotation, molecular function: receptor ligand activity; G protein-coupled receptor binding.